Lathyrus sativus (Indian pea) is the source of this 654-nucleotide messenger RNA. NCBI's taxonomy places the organism in Eukaryota, Viridiplantae, Streptophyta, Magnoliopsida, Fabales, Fabaceae. The record is from the annotation of a GenBank genome assembly.
AUGAUAAUUGGUUCUUUGAACAUUCGGGGAGGAGGAAACACUUCAAAAAGGAAGAGGAUUAGCUGUUGCAUUAAAUCAAGUAACACUAAUAUUUUCUUUAUUCAAGAGUCCAAAUUGAAAGUUGCAGAUCCUUCAGUCAUAGGUGGUAUAUGGUCUGGUCAAGAUAUUGAUUGGGCUUCCUGUAAUAUGUCGGGGUUGUCUGGAGGUUUGAUCAUUUUGUGGAAGAAGGAGGUUAUCAAUCCUUUGUUGUCUUUUAGAGGGGAUGGGUUCCUAGGAGUGAAAGUUCUUUGGAAAAGGAAUCUUUAUUAUAUGGUUAAUAUCUACUCGCCUUGUAGUAUUAAUCUCAAAAGAAAACUGUGGAAUGAUUUGGUAGUUCUGAAAGGAAAUCUGUCUGAUGGUCUUUGGGUUUUAGGAGGUGAUUUUAAUGUUGCCACCUCUUCUUCUAAGAGUAAGGGUAUUAAUGAUAAUUAUAGAAAGGUUGAGCAGAGGGAAUUUAGUGAGUUUAUCAAAGCUAUGGACUUGGUAGAUCUUCCUUAUUUUGGAAAUAAGUUUAGUUGGUACAGUGGUGAUGGAAAAGAUAUGAGCAUAAUCGAUCGCUUUCUGAUUUCUGAGGAAAUUUGUAAUAAUUGGGGAGUUGUUGGUCAAACCAUUUGA